This is a messenger RNA of Baudoinia panamericana UAMH 10762, 1640 nucleotides long. RefSeq lists its product as uncharacterized. The transcript has 3 exons. The record is from RefSeq and is a predicted model, not a curated record. Lineage: Eukaryota; Fungi; Ascomycota; Dothideomycetes; Mycosphaerellales; Teratosphaeriaceae. The coding region runs from base 52 to 1362 and encodes 436 amino acids. Gene Ontology annotation, biological process: anaphase-promoting complex-dependent catabolic process; positive regulation of mitotic metaphase/anaphase transition; protein K11-linked ubiquitination. Gene Ontology annotation, cellular component: anaphase-promoting complex.
CGUGAACCUGAGAAGUGCAACAGCAAAGAUGCUACUCAAUCGCACAAGAGUAUGGCUCGAUUCCUGGUGCCAGACAGAGUCUGCUUGCUUGUUCUCGUGGAGCAUUACCUGGACGGACACCUAGGAGCCAACGCAAGGCUCGCAGUGCUGAGCUUUCUAUCUACACGUAUACACACUUCGAUCGACGACGUGAAGUCGACCAAGUCCCGCAGCCAACGAUUCCAAAGUGGUCGCGACGCCAUAGAUGGAGCCUUCAGCGCACUCACUCAAUCAGCUGCAGUAUUGCCCGGUAGAACUGUCUACGACGUGUUUCUUCAGCGGUUGUGGCGUCUAGACGGUCUGGACGCUUUCCGUGAACUAUUUGAGCGCAUUCCCAACUGGAUUCGAGCUGUCGGAGAGGCUAGCAAUAGCAAAACUAGACUGUCCCGCGUUUCGCCGUUGGGCCAGUUCGUACGCCGAUGUUGCGUUGAGUUUACGCGACUUCAGUUUCCUGAUGUGCAAAGCCUCUGGACCAGCUUCUGCGCAUAUAGAGCUCCUAGCUGGAAGUCUUGGGCGCUCCGUCAUCCUGACGAAGCAGCGCGGUACGAUGCCAUUUCAGCUAGUUCUAACGGCGUGCUGGAUCCAUCAUACGAGCAUGUUGGGGCCAGAGAAGCAAGCUACAUGAGUGUCGAAGAUGCGAAUGAGCUAACCACAUUCUGCAUUCAGCAUCUCCAGAAACUCGGUGGUCGUGUACCGGAAGAUCUUCGUACAGCCUUGCAAAGCUGGAUUGAUCAGCAGCAUGAUGCUGGGAGCAGUUCUUUACAGUACUUUCUGGCAUUCUUCGAGCAGUGGAAGGCUGGCCAAUACAGCGGCGCCGUAGAAAGUCUGCAUCGGUACUUUGACUAUUCGCUAGCAUCGAAAGCCGCAAACGGAUCCUCAGAUAACCCGAGGAUGUACUACCAAUAUGCGCUGCUGCACCUGAGCGUCCUACAUGCGGACUUCGACUGUUGGGAUGAGAGUGUCGAAGCAAUGGACGAGUGUAUUGCGACUGCGCGCGAAAACCAGGACACGGCAUGCCUUAACUUUGCGCUAUCAUGGCUGCUCUAUCUGCGGCAAGCCAUGCCUGAUAGUCGCCAUGCCACAUAUAAAACUGUGUCCUCCUCUGUCGGCAGCGUGACAAGCGAGCAGGACGAGCUCAUAUUCCUCAAGGCGAAAGCUCGAGAGACGAAGCAUUGGUCGCUAUUAAGCAGCACGCUGCUGGAGGAAUCGAAGCUCAUGAUGUACACUCACAACCAAAACAUUGGAACUCGUCACACAAUCUGCGUUUCUGAACGUUCAGCACGAUCUGCGCACCGUCAUGCCUGCAACAGCACUGUUCGGUAGUGUUGUUCUUGACCGCCUGGGACUGUCACAUCUUGCAAGCAAAGCCUACAACUCCAUCACGAUUAUAUACGGCGAAUCUGCGCCAUUGACCGAUCGCGUGCGCUCGACAUGUCGCAAAGCGUACAACUUAGCACAGUGCGGGCGAUAUACAGCAGCACUGAGGAUGUUGCAGGUGAUGUUGUCGUCAAUUGGUGGUGUCCUCAAGCUGGAGCAUCGAGUUUCAUGCUUCAUCUCAUUGGUACAUCUCAUGGAGAGUGUUCGCGGGUGAGACAUCAUCA